Beta vulgaris subsp. vulgaris (sugar beet) is the source of this 1032-nucleotide messenger RNA. RefSeq lists its product as uncharacterized. The record is from RefSeq and is a predicted model, not a curated record. NCBI's taxonomy places the organism in Eukaryota, Viridiplantae, Streptophyta, Magnoliopsida, Caryophyllales, Amaranthaceae. Bases 1 to 1032 code for a protein of 343 amino acids. The transcript has a single exon.
AUGGGGGAUGAAGAGGAAGAGGAGGAGGAGGCGCAUGAUACAGAAGUCCAGCAGCAUUCCUCCCAGCCAAGGAAGGGGAGUGAAUACCGGCGCAGAGCACCGGUAUCAUUGCGGAACUCGCCGUUUUCCACCGCAAUUCUGCAAGAGCCCAUGGAGAAGCUUAAAAUGCCGACAUGCAAGUAUGACGGCAAGACUGAUCCGGAGGAUCACAUAUCGGCCUAUGAAGGACAUAUGCUUCUAUACACCGAUACCGACUCAGUAUGGUGUAAGGUGUUUCCCUCUACCUUGGUUGGACUAGGACAAACAUGGUUCAAGAGUAUUCCACCGGCAACCGUCUUCGACUUCCGCCAACUCACGUCUAUGUUUGUAACUCACUUCGUAAGUAACAAGCGACGCGAGGAGACAACCGGCGAGUUGAUGUCCAUCAAACAAGGUGAGACGGAAAGUUUGAGGGACUAUAUGGGACGUUUCAAUGCUGAAGCCGUCACCAUUCCUACACUACAGCAAGAGGUAGUGGUCCUAGCCCUCAUGACGGGGUUGAGAGAAGGGACUCCAUUUCGAAGUUAUCUUGGCCGGAAGAAAAUGACGUGUUUAACGGAGGUCUUGGGAAAGGCAAAUGACUUCAUAAGAGGAGAGGAAUUUGACAAAGCAGCUAAUACUAAAAGGCCGACAGCAGUAGAAAAAGAUAAGGAGAAAGAUAAGGAUAAGGAGCGCCGGGACGACAAGUACCGGAAGGAUAAAAAGUCCGAUACCACUGGCAAAAGAGAGGAAAACAAUUCCGUAAAAAAAGGGUUUGAGGGCCAACCGGACAAAUAUCAUCACUAUACCCCGCUAACGACAUCUCGGGCUCGGAUCUUCGAAUUGCCCAGUAAAGACGAUAAGUGGCAAAGACCUAGAAAAAUGUAUUACAACGGCCGAGAUAAGUCUAAGUGGUGUGAAUUCCAUGAUGAUUAUGGCCAUAAAACGGACGACUGCAAGGACCUUAAGGACGGGAUCGAAGACCUCAUCAGGAGAGGUUAUUUUACCCAGUAA